Molecule: messenger RNA, 2167 nt
Organism: Tricharina praecox
Lineage: Eukaryota; Fungi; Ascomycota; Pezizomycetes; Pezizales; Pyronemataceae
Exons: 1
Coding region: 16-1932 (638 amino acids)
Source: RefSeq, a predicted model, not a curated record
GCCCAAGAACGCACCAUGGAUGGUCACCACCAUCUCCACCUCUCGGACUCCGUAAAGAAGAGCGUCCAUUUCUCUCGGCCCAAGGAACAAUUUGAAGCGUAUAGGGCAUCCAGAGGGACGGACAAGGCCGAGAUGGAUGUUGGUUUAGAAGACGGCAGCCGGUUAGGAAAUGCCAUGAGGAGAAUGGGCACACACCUCAUGUCCACCACCCACUCCGGGGAAGCAGAGGCUGGUGCGAGACGAGCGAGCUGGACAUCCGUGACAACUCCCUCUAGUUCACGUAGGAACUCUGCAGCACAGAAUAUGGGAUCUUCCUCUUCGGGCUCUCCAGAUGAGGAACUUUACAUUCCUCGGGCUGCCGAUAUACCGGGUUUCAUACCGCCAGUACCUCUCAUUGCUGAGCGACGUUACCAGGCACCCCUGGUUCAGGCUGAUGAUCAACUGAUGAACAUGACUGUACAUGGAGCGCUGCCGAAUUCUACCUAUAUGUUUCCUCCAAAGCCGCCUGCUCCGUAUUUCCGGCCUACUCUUUCACCGGUUUCUUCCCGGUCGCCAGCUCCAACCACCGUACACCCAGCAACGGCUUCUCCUAAGGUAUCCCAGGACGGGAAGGGAAAAGGUCAGGCGACAUCGGCGUCUCCAAGAAUGCAAUCCGUCGAACAAGCCGCAGCAGAAAGUUCAUUGUAUCUCCCGCUGCCGGAAAUGGCACCGCCGAGGUUGACAAUUAGAAACGGUGUCUCACCAAGCUCGCCGCAUGGAUCGGCCGACCCGAUACGAGAAAGCGUAGCACUGUCUCCUAUCAUGGAGCAGACAACUCCAGAGCAAAGGACCUCCAGAAAUAACUCACAGAAGUCCAAAGAGCAUUCCCAGUUGGGACCAGUGGAAUCUCCCCGGCCAUCAACCUUCUCCCCGAGGAUUGAGUCCCGCGAACUACCGAUAGACCCACCCCCGAAGCCUGUAUCUGUAGUCUCUGAUGCGACUCAAAGGCGUCCAAAGGACGGGGCUGCCCGUUCACCCAAUGAUACGCUGUCACCGUUCCCGGAAAUCCAGAGACCCAAAGAUCCAUCACCACACCCAUCCCCGUCGCCUCCCAAAGUUGCCGGGCGAACACCAACUUCCUCAGCACUUGAGUUCUGGCGAGAAGCGGACGAGAGUUUGGCUCCUUCCGAAUCUGCCUCCGCUAUACCUCCAAAUCCUGGUGCGGAACCGCCACCCAGUUUCUGGAAAGCGGCGGACAGCAACCUUCACACGGCUCAAGCAAAGGGACCCACAAUGGAGGAAUGGAUUGCGACACUGCCGGGGCUCGGGCUGGGGCUUGGGAUGUGGGGCAACAACGAUGGUACACUGGAUUGGAAGUACUUUGAGACGUUGAAGGCAACACGGAAACUCCAGAAGCGUCCGUCCGGAUCGUCAAUGAAGAGUGUGGCAACAGCCAAAUCCGCCCAGGAAAUGAUCGAGGAGAACAUUGAGACGUUGGAGAAGGUGAUCGAGCAUAUCGAAGAGACCAACCCAACGUCUACAAAGAGUAUCCUCGACCCGGGCGGCGAAGGGUUGACUCCCGAUGAAGCAGAGGCUCUCGACGACAUAUUAGCGGAGCCCGAAUCACCCGUCGACAACCUUCCGCCUAACCCCGUCGACCCCAACCUCCUGCACCCAGGGUAUAGGCGUUCACCGUCGCCACGGAGGCCACAGUCCCGCCUGGGAAAGGAUGUGGCGGGCAGGUUGGGCGCGAUGGAAAAGUACUGGGGUGACCAAAACAUCGAAAUGGGAGCGGUGCUCAAGAGGAUGCUGGUCAUCGUCGAUAAUAUUAUCGUGAAGGAGCGUGAGCAGGCGCAGAAGGAGGCGAGGAGGAGGGAGAUGGGAUGGCCGGGUGAGGGUGCGGAUACCGAUGGGGCGGUCGGUGCAGGGACGCCGGUGCGGUCGCCUGCUUAGCUUACGUAGUCAGUUGCAGUCGGUGGAUGGUGUUGUUGUUUGAGUUUUCGUGUGUUUUGUGUUUUGUGUUUUGUCUUUGCUUUGACUUGACUUGUUUCGAUAGGUGUUCGGAGUAUGUUUAAUGGGCUACUAGGUAGCUGUGUAUGGGUUUUCGGCCUGUGUUCUUUUACUGGCCGCAUGUUGAAGUAUGGGGUACAGCAGCCGAUCAGGUAGUUAUUGCUUGACUACGGGUACC